Messenger RNA from Arctia plantaginis, 7611 nucleotides. NCBI's taxonomy places the organism in Eukaryota, Metazoa, Arthropoda, Insecta, Lepidoptera, Erebidae. The record is from the annotation of a GenBank genome assembly.
AUGGAAGACGAUACUCAGGAUGGGCCGUUUACUGUAUGGCAAAUGUUUAAUGCACCAACCAUGGUCUUGUUUAAUAAUUUGGAACAUGCAGCUGAUGGUUUAGAUAGACUUUUAACUUCGAUAUUAAAGUUAUCAGGCGAUUUUUCUGAGGUGUUGGUCCCAAGACCUGGUUCUUCAAAAUAUCCAGAUUCAUAUUACAAUGCAUUUAAUACUUGGUUGAUUGGCAGAUUAUUUUAUGUGUGGUCUGUUAAGGAGUUAAACAGAAUACACAUCACCAGUAAAGAUGCUCAAUUAAAAAUACUAAAUAUACUAUGUAUGAAUGCUGCAUCAUUUUAUAAUAAACUACAUUCUGAAUAUUUCAAAAUACUUACUAAGCUUAUCGAGUAUUACAAAGAGAAUCCAAGGGAAGCCUCAAAUGAAAUGAUACUAGAAAACUUUACUCCUGAAAAAGUCAAUAUUUCUAAUGUGCAGUUAAACUUGGAACCAAUAUAUGUAGUUGUCAAAGAUCUCAGAACUUGUAUAACAUUAAUUGAUUUUACUUUGCAACUACUUUCAGACAGCUUAGCAACAAAUUCCAUUCACAUUAUUAAAAAUAAAACAGAGUAUGAAAAAUUAUUCAAAGAAAUAUUGUAUACACUUGACCAUUUCAAUGUUAAUAUUAAGUUAAUCACAGUAAGGUUUUUCAUCAAUUUAAUUAAUAAUUAUGAUCAAAUUGGUAUUUGCAAAUUUAAUAGAUGUUUCCCAAACAUCUUUCUUGAUUUUGAAAAUUCUCUUGAAGCUAUUGUAAAAUCAACAAGUUUAUACUAUGAAAAAGGUGAAAUUGAUGCUAUAUAUUUAGACAGUUUUAAUAAAAUAUUAAUUACAUUAAUGAUAAAGGAAGAAAAUUGCAUUGAGAAUGGUAAUGACAUUGUUCUUCUGAAUAUAUGUUCAGUUAUUCUUAGGACACAGGGCAACAAGAUAUUCAAUAAUGAUUUAAAAUUAAAAUGCUUAUCAUUAAGUAAAAGAUUAGAUUUUUCGAGGGAUAUCAUUGACUUGUCAAAUCUUGAUGCUGCUGAAAUCGAAACCCUCAAAGAUUAUUACUGUAAGCAAAUAUUACAGCACAUUGAUAUGAAUAAAAAAGAUGAGAGAACUAUCAAUUUCAAAGAAAACUGGUUUUACAAUCAAACACUAAAUGUUAUUAUGGCUCUAAAGACUUGUGAAGAUCAUAAAAUUGAUAUAUUUUUGAUCAGCUAUCAUUUGAAGAGGUGUUUUUCGGGUUUAGCAAUACUACAGAAUGUUUGUAUACAUAAUUACAGCCUGCAAGGAAGAUCUAAUAUAGCAAUACUAUCAAAAAAUGACGUCCUUACAAUUUGGAGUUCAUUACUGAAAAUUUUAGAAUACCAUAAAAGUAUUAUAAUUGGUGAUAGUAUUUGUUAUAGCUCCUUCAUGAAUAUACUUUUAAGUACAGUUAUUUUAUAUAGGAGUAUACCUAAAGAAGAAUCUAGCAAAGUACUACAAUUACUAUGUCUACAAACCACACCACAGUUUUCUGAACUAAAUUUAGGAUACAGUGACAACAUCAAAUUAAUUAUCUUAAGGUAUAUGAUGAUUGUACGACUUACCUUGAAUGUUAAACUCAGUGAUGUUUGGGUCAGAAUCAUAAGUAACUUAGUGAACAGUUUCAUAAAAAAUAAGAGUUUAAAUAUGUAUAAAGAAAUAAUAUCCUUAUGCCCACUUCUAGUAUUAAACAAAAUAUUAUCAGCAAGUAAACUGAUCGGUGACAUACUGAUGCCAGCCUUCCUUACAAAAGACCCUAAUAUCCAGAAAGAAGUUGCUGAAGUCAUAUCAGUGAUGGCUUGCAUGACAUUGGAUUCUUAUAAUGUUAUCAUUUGUGUACCACAAAAUUGCUAUGGGCAUCACUUGUUUACCAACAUCAAGAUAAAUCUGCUACUGGUUUGUUCUAAAUGUCAUAUUUUAGAUAAAAGCAGACAUCCUAUUGAAUUUUUAAAGAAAAUUAAUAAGUACAAAAUUGAAAUAUAUUCAGAAUCUAAUGCAUACACACCAAGUCAGCAUUCUACUAUUACUAGUCUUAAAAACUUGUUUGUGAAAUUUUUGAACUGGAAGCAAUACGUGGAUGUAGAAAAUGGCUACUGGGAUCUCUUAAGUAGACUUUGUAAUCACUUCUAUGUGCUUGAGUAUGGAGUUUCUGAAGAACUUUUAAAUGAAGAUAAUGCAAAACAUGUUUUAAGAGCUUUUGGGUCUAUGGUUAAUGACAAUUCAAUAAAUGAAGAUUCAGAAAAGAACUCCCAGUUGGAAUCGGCAUUCAGUUUAUGUGUCAAUAUACUUGUUAAAUCCACACAAAUAAGUUUAGAAACUAAUAAUCACACACAGCAGACAGACACACUAAAUCUUAUAAGGGACUUUGGUCUAUGUUCCAAUACCAAAGUCAUAUUGCCGGCUACAAAGCUUUUUGUUUACUUCAUCAUGCAUCCGCAAUGUUCUCUUGGUCCAAAAGCAGUAGUAAGUCUUAGAGAUGUGUGUGAAAGCCAUGAAUAUACCCCAAAUCAAGUUUAUCAUCGAUACAAAAAAGAUUAUUGCAAAUUAUUUGUGGAAUGCAGCUUAUACAGUGGAAAAGAAUUCGCUAUUUCUUUGUUAAAGGUUGUAAGAGCAUUCGGAUUUGUAGGGUAUCGGGAUUUCAUUUCUAAGGACGUCCAUCAUUUUUUACCUUAUUUAAUGCCUUAUGCCGUUACGAUCAAAGAAGUCCCUUCUAUGAUUGAGGAAAUUGCGUCUUUAGUACAAUGUUCUGUAUCGGAUUUUCUCAUAGAAAGGUUCCCACACAUUUACGUUCAUGUAUAUUUAAAUGAAAGUAAGGAAGUCGGUAAGAAAUGCUAUGCUAUCAUUGAGAGGUUAACAAAAACACCGGUAUUGAAUUUAAUCAGGAGACAUUUCAGGGUUAUACUGACGGAAUUUUUACUACAAUAUUGUUGCGACUCAGAAAAGGUAUUGAACGCUUGUAGAUAUCUUUCUUGUCAUGACCCUGAUGUAUCAGCACCCUCUGGAAACAUGAGUAUAAGCACAUCGCAAAUUGCAGACUUCUUGAACCCGAAAUUUUUAGGAAUCCUAGCAUAUUUUGAUCACAAACUGGUGAACGCUAAAGUAGCAUUGUCAGUGAAGCGAAAAGCAUUGAAAAGCUUUCCCGAUAUAAUGCAAUUGAUGGGAGUUAAGUACUUGACACCGUUGAGAUUUAAAGUGCUUGCGACGUUGAGAUCUGCUCUUCCAUUGGCUAAAGAAUUUCCGAAGAUUUUGGCCGAGGCCUGGGGUGCAUUCAUUUAUAAUAUCGAUACCAUUUUCUUAGGACCGCUAUUAUCUAACUUAGCAGUGUCACUUCUCCAACAAUUAGAUUACGCUCCUCAAGAAAUCAAUAAAAUAUUCCAGUACUUAGUGUUGAGUAAUGAGAAUUUGUUGAGCUCUCACAUAUCUGACCUAUUCUUUUUGGACGAUACUAAAGUAUCAGAAAAAAUAAAGAUAGUUAUAAAGAGGCAUGUAAAGAGGACACAACCUGACGGUUUUUUAGACAAAAUAAAAUGGUACUUGUUACACUUAAACCAUGAUAUACCCAGAAUAAAAGCAUUUGCGUUCUCCCAUUUGGAUAAGCUCUUGAAGAGUAAUAGGACUGAGAUACACAAAGCAAUAUUUGGAGGGAAAAAUAUCGACCCUCUUAUAGUAGAGCUCAUUGAUUCCUUGCUUCUUGGUUGUAAAGACUCAGAUAGUGAAGUGAGCCUGACAAGUGGUGCGUGCUUAGGUCAACUAGGUGCUAUAGAAGCAGGCCAUCUACCUCGUCAAUACGUCGAAGCCGAUAGGUCGCCUUUUGCAUUCUCUAUAGGCGACAGCUGUUUUGCUGCUACUGCGCUUGUCGAACUUUCCAGAGCUUUUCAAUAUGAGAAGGAUACCAUGAAUAUGGAUUGCUAUGCUCUAACAAUUCAAGAGAUAUUGAAGGUCUACGACAUUUCUCCUGUCGGCAGUAAGAAAGAUGUUUGGGACAGUUUCCCAGAACAUAUGCAUCAAAUAAUGCAACCUUUACUAAGUUCAAGAUAUACACUGGCGUAUCCAUCUCAGCCUAAAAAAGCGCACCCCCUAUUUGGGUCUGCUUACGCGACGACUUUUUUGGAAUGGGCUCAUAAUUGGGCAGGUCAACUCAUUCCUCUAAUAGAAUCUGAAAGCAUUCGCGACCUCUUGCGGACAGUGCACCCGAGCAUGCGUCGUGACGUCAGAACAUUAUUUUUAUUCCUACCCUAUGUGUUGCUACAUGCUGUUAUGUCUAAGAACAACGCUCAAUAUAUAGAAGAAGAAAUUCUAGCUGUUAUCAGUUUGGAGAACUUUGACAACGAAAACACUGUAGCAGCGGAAAGGUCCAAGUAUAAAAUACUUCGUCACAUCAGAAUGACACCCAGUAUCAAUUCUGUACAAGCCGAGGAAGGCAAUCAGAGCAAAUGCAGUAAAACUAUAUACACCUUGCUAGAUUUUUUGAACAGAUGGCUAUUGGAGUGGUGCCAUUCAAAGCAAAGACCACUGGAUAAUGACAAUUACAAGGCAAUAUCAUCAUUCCUAGAUAAAUUUGACAAGCUGACUAUAGCCCGCGGCAACUUCGUCUGCGGCGAAUUAGAAAGAGCGUUACAAUACUUAGAGUUGUACAUGGAUGAUCAGAAAGACAAGAUGCAAGAACAACUGCCAUUUCUAGCUGAAAUAUACGCAUUACUUGAUGAACCGGAUUCAGUGGCUGGCAUAUUAUCUAUGAAAAGGUCUGAACCUUCAUUGAAAGAAUUAAUACUGGCUCAAGUAGUGACGGGUCGCUUACAAGACGCAGCGCUUUGUUACGAACGCUUAGCGCAGGAGGGACAAUUGGAUAGACGUAGUUUACAGGGCAUGAUAGACUGCUAUCUUGGGCUAGAUCAACCAUUUACUGCAUACCGUUUAUUGAGUGAACACGAAUCCGAAGACGAUAUGAUGGAGUUGUCAGCCGAACCGUUGUGGCGGCUCGGUAGAUUUGAACAACUUGAAGAGUUGGUCAAAAAACCUGUUCCACCGUCUAAAGAAAACUGGGGCCUUCUAAUGGGUAGAAUCCUCCUAGCCUACCGCAAAGAAGAUCAUAGUAAUUUUCUUAUUUCUUGUAAAGAUACAACAAUUAGACUGUUAGCUCAAAUGGACGGUGAAAGUAAGGGAGAGAGUGCUUUGAGGAGUGGUUAUCAAAGUGUACUAGGACUGCACAUUGUGACCGAAACUGGACACGCCGAAGAAUUAUUGCAAAGGUUAAAGGAACUAAGAGAUGGAGAUCGAGAAAGUGGUGAAAUAUUGAAACAAUUACUAGAUGAAUGGCGAAGACGGUUGUCGGUUGUGCAGUCUGACGUGAGAACGAUCGAGCCCCUGCUUAGACUACGCAGGAUACUUUUGCAGCAAUCACAGCAAAUAUUAGAGCCGACGCAUCCCAUGACGUCCAACAAAUUGAAAGCCUGUAUUGGUGAUCUUUGGUUACAAAGUGCAAAAUAUGCAAGGAAAGCUGGAAUUUUUCAACAGUCGUACAUGUAUAUUUUAAACGCAGAAGAAUAUCAACCAGAAGAAUUAUUUAUAGAGAAAUCUAAAAUGUACUGGGCGCGUGGUCAGUAUGAACAAGCAUUCACAACUCUACGUCGAGGGUUAGACGAUACGUACCCUAUGUUAGAACAACUGAAUAAUGACCAAAGAAAAAUUUGUGCCAAGGCCAAGUUGCUCAUUGCUAAAUAUAACGAUGAAACUACAAACGUUGAUGUGGAUGUUAACAUUGGAUAUUACAAAGAAGCCGUAGACGUUUUUAAGCAGUGGGAGAAGAGCUUGGUGUGCUUAGGCGCGUAUUAUGAGAAGGUGAGCACCAGCGAUGGGACUAGUGCUGGGACAAUGUGGUCCCGACGUUUAUACGCUCUCAACAGUUACGGCAAAGCGCUGCAGUACGGUCACAAGUAUUUGUAUCAGAGUAUGCCAAGGAUGCUUUCUAUAUGGUUAGAUGUGGAAGUAACUUCCUCGGACACAAAUGCUCAUUCAGUGCUAGCACAAAUGACAGAUAUUAUUAAGACUUACUCAGAAAGAUUACCUUUGUAUCUUUACUUAACAGCUUUCUCGCAAAUAGUAUCAAGAAUUUGUCACCCUGUUAAAGAGGUAUAUCUUCAACUAAAAGCUAUAAUAGUAAAACUAAUACUGGCAUAUCCACAACACACUUUAUGGAUGAUGAUGUGUGUGAUAAAGUCGGGCUAUGCUCAGCGCAUCAAGCGAUGCGGUGAUGUGUUCGCGGACUCUCGGCUGAAGGAACCGCACAUGUUGAAACUAGUCAGCGAUUUCACGUUACUCGCGGAGAAAUUGAUAGAACUUUGUAAUAAACCAAUAACUGGCAACUCUUCCACAACAACGGUGUCGGCCUUGGUCAGAAUAUUACCACGUCUUCUAUCUGGAGACAACUUCAGCCAUAUAAUGAUGCCCUUCCAAGAGUUCUGUAAGAUUGUGCUACCAUCCAAGGCGGCGCGGCAAGAGCGCAUUCAUUUUAACAUACCCACUGAACCGCCUGUGUAUAUUGCUGGUAUCGAGGAACAAAUUAACAUACUACCAUCUUUGCAGAAACCGAGGAAAGUUACAUUAAAAGGUUCCGACGGCAAAUCUUACAUAAUAAUGCUGAAACCUCGAGACGAUCUUCGAAAAGACUAUCGAUUGAUGGAGUUUAAUGGAGUAGUGAAUCGAUUUCUACAAGAUGCACCAGAGACUCGGCGGCGUAGACUUUAUAUACGGACAUACAGUGUGCUGCCGUUAAAUGAAGAAUGUGGUCUUAUAGAGUGGGUGCCCAAUUUGGUUGGAUUGAGGCCGAUACUGGUGCAUAUUUACAAGCAAAAAGGUAUUCACACAAGCAAUCGUGAAUUAAAGGAAAUGAUGUGUUCCAACAAGGACCCGGUUGAGAAGAAGAGGCGAAUUUACGAAGAACAACUGCUGCCUCGACAUCCACCUGUUUUCCAAGAAUGGUUCCGAAGAGUCUUCUCUGAUCCUUAUGGAUGGUAUCAGGCGAGAUCGGCUUACAUAAGAACUACUGCCGUUAUGUCCAUGGUUGGAUAUAUAUUGGGUUUAGGCGAUAGACAUGGAGAAAACAUAUCUUUUGAUUCGACCAAUGGUGAUACAGUACACGUGGACUUCAACUGUUUAUUUAACAAAGGCGAGGCGUUCGAAUGGCCGGAGCGCGUGCCUUUUCGUCUCACGCACAACAUGGAGGCUGCUAUGGGACCGCUCAGACAUGACGGCAUGUUCAGGAAAAGUUGCGAGGCAGUGAUGCGGGCGCUGCGAGCCCAGAUCGGCGCGCUCAUGUCGGUGGUGGGCCCCUUCGUGUACGACCCGCUCGUGUCGUGGGGCCGCGCGCGCCCCGUGGACGCGGCCGAGCGCACCAACGAGCAGGCGCUGCAGCACUUGCAGCACAUCAAGCAGCGCCUCAACGGCAUGGUACGGACGAAAAACAAACAGCUGUCACUAUCGUUGUCUCCAGAAGGCCAGGUGGAACAUCUGAUAGUAGAAGCUACCAGCAUUCACAACCUAUGUCAAAUGUAUAUUGGAUGGGGCCCGUUUAUGUAA